AUGUCCGGCCAGGGGUAUCCGACAUCACCUACCCCAAUACACCUUGACGGUACUACUCUCGAAGGUGGAGGCCAAUUGCUGCGCCUUGCGCUCUCGCUCUCUUCACUGACGCAAAUACCAAUUUAUGUCACCGACAUCAGAGGUAAACGGCCAGGGAAAGUUUCCGGCCUGAAAGCAUCUCAUCUUGCCGGAGUCAAAUGGCUAAGUAAUGCUACCGCCGCGACGACUGAAGGCAUGGAGGUAAAAAACCCUCUAGCAGCAGAGCAGAGACUACAGUCAACAAGGGUCAAGAAUGAACACGUCAGCAGAACGGAAGGCGAAAAGGAAGGCGUAUGGGAAGACAUCUUCGAUAAUGGUCAAUUGGUCCGGCGCCAGUCUCACAUCCCAAUGUCCUCGCCCGGCUCCAUUCUCUUAGUCUUGCAAGCAAUACUCCCGUAUCUACUCAUGUCAAAUUGCAACAAUGUGGAAGGCCAGAAGACGGUCGUACCGCUUCGUGUUACCAUCGAAGGCGGUACGAAUGUGAGCAGUUCUCCAUCCAUCGAAUAUUUUUCGCAGGUUCUUCUGCCAAUGCUUUCUCAAAAGUUGAGCAUUCCUCCGAUCACAACUUCGCUACAUAAAAGAGGCUGGAGUACUGGAAGAAGUGAGAUCGGUAGUGUGACGUUCGAUAUCGAACCUUUGCCUCAGGCAUUCGUACUCCCAACAUUCUCUUUCCAGGAUAGAGGCGAAUUGGCCAAAGUUCACGUCUCGGUUCUUGCGCCAGAAGCUACAGCUAGGAACAGAAUCAGAGACAAAGUGACCGCGCAAUUGCUCGCGUACAGCCCUGAAAUCGAGAUUUUGUUUCCCGUAGACGAGAAUUCUGGAAGUGAGAAGCGUUUGUAUCUUCUUCUUGUUGCAGAAACUUCGAAUGGUUACAGACUUGGACGCGACUGGCUGUUUGACGAAAAGGCACGAGGCUUGAGCAUGGAGCAAUUGUGCGAGAGGCUAGUGUCAAAGGUCGUGAAAGACCUCAAGAAGGAAUUGAAGCAUGGCGGGUGUGUGGACGAGUAUAUGCAGGAUCAGACAGUGGUGUUCCAGGCUCUUGCUGCAGGGAAAGCAGAAGUCGAUUGUGGGAUUGAAAGAGAAGCAACCUUGCAUACGAAGACCGCCAGGUGGGUUACUGAGCAGAUGAUAGGCGCGGGCUUCGAUGAGUUGGGAAGGUGUCAAGGAUUGGGAUAUGCUGUGGGGGAGGACUUUCAGAAAAGAAGUGGGAUGCCAUUACAGGCAUGA
Letharia columbiana is the source of this 1266-nucleotide messenger RNA. RefSeq lists its product as uncharacterized. Gene Ontology annotation, biological process: RNA processing. The record is from RefSeq and is a predicted model, not a curated record. Lineage: Eukaryota; Fungi; Ascomycota; Lecanoromycetes; Lecanorales; Parmeliaceae. Gene Ontology annotation, molecular function: RNA-3'-phosphate cyclase activity. Gene Ontology annotation, cellular component: nucleus. The transcript is spliced from 2 exons. The coding region runs from base 1 to 1266 and encodes 421 amino acids.